Messenger RNA from Cornus florida, 927 nucleotides. Its product is annotated as LIM domain-containing protein PLIM2b-like. Gene Ontology annotation, molecular function: actin filament binding. The coding region runs from base 141 to 770 and encodes 209 amino acids. Gene Ontology annotation, cellular component: plasma membrane; actin cytoskeleton. The record is from RefSeq and is a predicted model, not a curated record. Gene Ontology annotation, biological process: actin filament bundle assembly. The transcript has 5 exons. NCBI's taxonomy places the organism in Eukaryota, Viridiplantae, Streptophyta, Magnoliopsida, Cornales, Cornaceae.
UGUCCCUCCUCUCCUUCAAACCUCACUUUUAUCCUUUGACCCCUCACAACCCAAACCUAUUGGGUUCAUUUUCAAAUUUACUUCUUCCAAAAAAUCAUUGGGUUUCUCACCAUUUUUUCUUAGAAGAAAAUUAAAAGAAAAUGGCAUUCACGGGGACUUUGGAUAAAUGCAAGGCUUGUGAUAAGACUGUUUAUUUUGUUGAUUUGUUGUCUGCUGAUGGAGUCACUUAUCAUAAAUCAUGCUUCAAAUGUACCCAUUGCAAAGGCACUCUUGUGAUGAGUAACUACUCCUCCAUGGAUGGAAUCCUCUACUGCAAACCUCAUUUUGAACAACUUUACAAGGAGUCUGGCAACUUCAGCAAGAACUUUCAGACAUCUGUGAGGCCUGACAGGGAAAUUAUGCUGAAUAGGACCCCAAGCAAACUCUCUUCCAUGUUCUCUGGAACCGUAGACAAAUGCUCUGCAUGUGACAAAACAGUAUAUCCAUUGGAGAAGAUAUCUAUGGAGGGAGAAUCAUACCACAAGUUGUGCUUCAAGUGUGCUCAUGGAGGGUGUCCCCUUACACAUUCAUCUUAUGCUGCUCUUGAUGGAAUUCUCUACUGCAGACAUCAUUUUGCUCAGCUUUUCAUGGAGAAGGGGGAAUUAAGCCAUGUCCUCAAGGCUGCCACACACAGAAAAAGUGGCGUUGUGCGUGUCGAUCCCGUACCAGAAGCAGAAGCAGAGUCCAAAGAGGACGAGCCUAAAUUGGACUCUGACCAGACACAAGAGUAGCAAAUCCUAAAUGUAUGAACCCUUCAUACAUAUACAAGUUUCCAAAAAUUUUCAGUCCUCAGCAGACCCUCUAUACUGUAAUUUAAUUCCGAGUGUUCAAAUUAUAUUUUCAGUUUGUAAGCAAAUUCAAAAAGUUAUGUAUCUUAUUUAUACAAAU